AUGGAUCUCGAGGCCCCUGAACCUCCUGCCGCAGCUGCCCAGGCUGUGCCUGUUGAGGUUCGCCUUGCAUCCUUGAGCCGUGACGUGGCCCUGCUCGGGCGUCAUUUGCGCAGUGUUCAACACCGUUUGGUCAGCCUUGAGGAUCGCGUGGUCGCCUUGCAGUCCCGUGUGCAGGAUAACGCUGAUCAGCUUGAACAGGACUCCACCCGCCUUGCUGCUAUCAGCCAGUUUCUGCAGGCCUUGGUUCAACACUUGAGCUUUCUGUUGCGCGGCCUUUUGCACGCCCUGCCUGUGCGUCUGUGUCACGAGAGCUUGAGCCAGGACACCCGGCAAGCUUUGCAUGUCCUGUCUUGCACGGCUUCGGGUCGUUCGCUGUGGAAAAUGCCCUGGGAUGUGGGUCUUUUGGCCUAUGAUCCCACGCCCAAGCCCUUGAAGCCCUUGGCGACAGUGUUGCCGACUUUUGCGAGUCCCACUCCAUCGAGCGUGCCAGCCGAUACUCCCCCGGUUCGGCAGAAGCUUAAACGGCCGUGUUUUGUUCAGAAUGUCCCUUACAAAUUUGUAAAGACUAAGCUGGAAACUAAAACUUGGCUGCAAUUGCAGAACGAGGAGCGGCAUCUUGCAGUGAGCAAGUGGAUUUCCGUUGUUGCGUGUGAUCCCAUGUCUUUUGGUGUCGCUCGCAACUGGUAUCAAGGCAAGGUCGCAGGUCACUGUGUUGGCACGCUUUCCGAUAGCGUCGCAGAUGCUCUUUCAGCAAAGGCGACAGCCACUGUGAAUAAUAGGGCCUCACACCUCUUGCGGUUUGUGGUAUGGACGCGGGGAAGGAAUAUGCUACCGUUCCCUUUGGUCGAGGCAGCCGUUUACCUGUACAUGGACACAAACCGCGCCACGGCUGCUCCAACUGCAUUUCGCAGUUUCCUUUCCUCCGUCGCAUUUGCGAAGUUCGUUCUGGGGAUGCCUUCGGCCGAUGAGGUCCUUUGUUCGCAUCGAAUCACGGGCCUUUCUGCGAGGACCUAUCAACUCAAGAGGCCAUUGAAGCAAAGACUCCCCUUCACUUGCGCACAAGUCAGGAAGCUGGAGGCGAUACUUUCAGGUCAGUUACGCCGCUCGACGGCGGACAGAGUGGCUGCAGGUUUCUUCCUCUUUAUGAUAGGCAGCAGGGGCCGCUUCUCGGACGCCCAGAGGGUGACCGAGCUCAGGCUCCCGCGCGGGGCAAAGUACAUCACUGCUGUUGCGUCGCGCACGAAGAGUUCGACCUCACUUGAGCGCAAGACUCGCAUGCUGCCCAUGGCUGCUCCUGUUGUGAUGCUUGAUGACGAACGUCCAUGGGGAGUGACUUGGUUUGAGCUUUUGGAGUCCGAAGGUCUAGGCCCAGAUCAAGAGUGCCCGCUUCUUCCGCUGGCCAGGUCAGACGGGACUUGGGCUAAGGUGCCUUUGCCGUGUGAUAUGGCGAAUGUGUGGCUGAAGUCAUUGCUCGAUUUUGGCAGCGAUUCCUACGGCAGUUAUGGGACGCAUUCCUGCAAACGUACACUUCUUGCUUGGUCGUCGCAGUUUGGGCUUGCGAGAGAUAUCCGUUGCAUUUUGGGCUAUCAUGUGUCCAGAGCUGCAGGUGUAGGAACCGAGAUCUUGUAUGAGGCCGACGCGCAGGCUCAACCUCUCAGGGAGAUGUCGAGGAUGCUCCUGUGGGUCCGGAAGGGCGAUUUUGAUCCUGAUGCCCCGAGAGGUCGCAAGUUCAGGGUGGCUGAUGGCGAAGAACAGCCUUUUCCCGAGGAUGAAGAUGACUGUGGAGAGGACGGAGCUGUGUCGUCUUCGGAGGGCAGCGAGGAUGACGAGACCCCUGAUCGCAGGUUAGAUGAAGAUUGUGCCAACCAGCUCGUGGGACGCUGGACCGGGAGAGUCGACGAGUCGCUGCUGCCUGUGAGUGGGGUUUAUGUACGCAACUUGGUGUCGAGGGUCAUCCACGUCGCCGCUGAGGAGGGCGGCGAAAUUUUGAUUUGUGGAGGUGUAAACAGUGUUUCAGACGUUUUGUGCGCUAGCGGCUGCUUGGAGUGCAGUUCUCGUUGCUGUUCCGCAGACAUGUCUGGGAAAGCUUACUGCUGCCUUGAGGUGGAGCCGUUUAAGGUUCAAGAAGGUGCGGUUGUGUGCACCAUGGCGGCCUAUUCGGAAUCCACUCCAGUGUUCCGAGCCCGAUGCGCAGCAUGUGGACUUGAUGAAGCCGAGACGGAGAGUCUUGUCGCUGCCGGCCUCACAACCUUGGCGAAGGUCGCUUUCUGCAGUGCCUAUACCCCAGGCGCUGGUGACGAUGGCAGUCUCAUCUUAGCCCUGUCAACUGCGUUGGGAAAAGAGCCGACCUUGGGGCAAAAAGCCUCUUUCCGAAGGCUCUUUCACGAGUCUUUCUCAGUUACGACUCAUGAGAUGAAAGGUUUGGUGAGCCAAACGGAGGAGAGUGCACCUCGAAAGCUCUCGGUCCCGGAAAGGGCUGAGAGGCAUUCCGCCAUUGUGAAGCGACUUCCAGGUCUUGACAUUAGAAACCGCACUGAACCGUCCGAUUCAUUGCUUGAUCUGUGUGUUUCAAUGUAUGAGAACAACAAGCUUCUAUAUGUGGAGUGGGACCGCCUGACGAGUAAGGAGCAGGAGCAGACGCUGAGCGCCAAGCGGGAGAAAGUCCUUUCUGUUGAUGCGGCCGGCAUGUUGCGGACCGAAAAGUCCUCCCCGGCAAUAGCCGAUACUUCGACUGAGCUUCUACUCCUUCUUGCCAUGACUCGCAGAGCGGUGGCCUUUGAGAUGGCAAACCUCCUCGACUAUAACCUGCAUGCGCGCUGGAGCGAGCGCCUGCAAAGUGCCCGUUUGGACCCUGUGCUCGCGGGCCACUUGCAACCCACUUUCCAGCAGCUGCAGGCUGCUGAUCGCCGCCUUUUCAUGCUCCUUGCGGACCGAACAAGGACCGGUAUCCAACUGAAUGCCACAGGCAAGCGGCCGCUUGACCUGAUCUUUGUUGAGUGCACCCAAGCUUCGGAAGUCCUUCACCUGUUGCAGCCCCUUCCCAAGGCCCAGAGUGGGCCGUCUCCCCCCAACGAGAGUGCUGAGCGUGGCGGCCCUUACCCAAGAGGCCGAGGUCGUGGGAGAAGCCAGAAGGGAGGUCGCAAGGGCGCUGGCAAGGGCGUUCGAAUGCCCUUCGGGCUCCAGGGCUGCCGUUCCUGCACCAACAACAACGAGCCCAUAUGUUUCGAUUAUAACCUCAAGAAGUGCCGUGAAACGGUCACCCGAGGCCGUUGCCGGAAAGGCCUUCAUAUCUGCGCUGUCGGUCGCUGCGGACGUACACAUCCUGCCCUGGACUGCCCCAACAAGCCGGCGGCCAUGGGUGCCGAGGCCUUGAUGCACGCAUACCCCGCACCGGUGCAUCCUGCAGAAAUUUUGGCUUUUUCCAUGCUUCAAGAGCGCGCCCUGGUCCGCUCAAAAAUCGUCGAGAUGGUGGACUUGCUCCCCUUCGAGCCUUCGCCGCGGGCCGAGACUGGUCGUGCUUUCGCUGCCGGGGCUUAUGGUCAGGGUGCACUGGUUGGGUUUCGUAAGAAUACCCUGGUUUUCCCUUUCUGUGUUUUUGCCUUGACUGCCUGGCUGCGCCUGCUGUGCCCAGAUUCCAUUUUCUCAGCCAUUGUUCUCCUGGAUGCUGACGACGCUCCAUUCCAUAAGGAUGUGCGUAACCAUCCUGUGCCUAACACCGUUGCGCCUUUGACCGCCUUCCAAGGUGGUCUGCUUUGGGUCGAGGGUUGUGGUAGUGAAAGCCUCCCUUGUGCUGGCCACACCGUCCAAGGUGGCCCUUUGUCCUGGGAGCAUGGUGCCGUUACCUUCGACGCCUAUCGCCUGUGGCAUAAAGUCCUGCCCUGGACGGGGCGCAGGCUUGUCUUGGUGGGUUUCACUCCUGCCUCCUGCCACCGGCUCCUGCCGGACGAUCGGCUCUCACCUGCUGAUCACGCUCGUGUCCAAUGUGCCAAUGCAAUCUACGAGGGCGCUGCUGCUUUCUUCGAAUUUGUUCUGGCUUCUUUUCCUCAGGUCGGCGUCUCAGUAGAGAACCCUCUGCAUUCAUGGCUUUGGAUGUUGCCGCCUUUUGCCUCUUUGAUGCAGCGCUGCACUUUCGUUGCUUUUGACCUUUGCAGGCAUGGCUCCAACAGGCGCAAGGCUACGGGCCUUCUCACCAACGUGCCAGGUUUGGGGGUCCUUAGUGGGCCAUGCCCAGGUUGUGCGGAGCAUCAGCCCUGGCAAGUCCAAAACGGCGAGUUUGCCACUGCCCGUGAGGCGGCCUACCCGCUCCUUUUCUGCCAGCGGUUCGUGGCGGCGGUUGCGGCCUCCGCUUCAGCGUCUGGGUUGGGCCCUGAUCCCGAUGCCCUUUCUGCCCAUGCUUCCGCGCGUGCAGCCAACCACGUGCAGCCACGCGGGCGCCGCUUUCCGCCGCUCAUACCCGAGUACAGUUACACUGUCACUGUCUUUUCUGAGAUGCCGCCGCCGCUCAAUGCUAAGCGUUGCCUGACAGAUCCUUGGCUGGGUGUGCCGGCCGGCAGCCGUUUCCUGCGACAGUCACUUGAAAGGGGGGGAGUCGCUCUUCCUGACUUCCCAGGGCCGUCGUACGUUACCUUUGGUGUGUACCGUGAGCCGUUGCAGUAUGUGCAUCAUGCUCUUUCCCUGCAGCAUCCGUUUGACCUGGCUCGGGCCGUGCCUGAUGACCUUCUGCGUGUACUCUUUAAGACUUUGACGGGUGGGCCUGUAGCAGUCCUCCGAAAGAGGCUGGCCCUACUCGAGAAAAUUGGACGGUCUUUGGGUUGGCCAGAUGAGGCCAUCUAUCGGGACCUUGCGGAUGGUUUUCGCAUAACCGGCUAUCUUCCUGCGACAGGAGUCUUUGAGCCUGACGUGCGCCCUGCAGAGCUUGAUGAGCAGGAGUUCUGGACCCGAGCGCCCGCUCUCCAGAAUUCCUUGGUGGAGAAGAUUCGAAAGCAGGCCAUCGCUGACUUCGAGCAACCCCUGUGGGAGCUGACUCUGGACGAGGCCGACCCGAACUCGAAGGCAUGGCUUCACGGGCCUCUCUCAUUGGAGGAGGUCAGGCAGCGUUUCGGUGACAAAUGGUGCCCUUGCAGAAGAUUCGCGGUAUGGCAAAAGAAGUGGCGACCUAUCGACGAUCUCAGCGAGAACAAUGUCAACUCGACAUUUGGAGCUUUCGAGAAGGUUGCCUUGAGGGCCCUCGACGAGAUUGUGUGGGUCUGCUCAACGAUCUUUCGCUGCGCCUCAUCCCGAGGAGAUGUGUCUUUGACUCUUUCAGAUGGCACUUGCCUGAAUGGGAAAGUGCAUGCCAUGUGGGAGCAGGGUGAUAACAUCAGGCCCCUCACGAAGACCUACGACUUGAGGUCUGCUUACAAGCAGCUGCCGCUGCACCCAGAAGAGCAAAGGAAGGCUGUCAUCAUGCUGCGGGAACCUGGGACCCGUGAGCCCAGAGCCUUUGUAUGCCGGACCCUACCUUUCGGGUCUGCGGCUUCGGUUCUGCAGUUCAACCGGGUCUCUUUGCUGCUUAGGCGCAUCCUCCUUGAGGUCGACGUGCUUGCCUCCUGCUACUACGACGACUACCCUUGCACUGCGCCUAAGUGUCUUGCAGAAGCAACUGAUGGCUGUGCCCAUGCAGUCUUCACUCUUUUGGGUUUUGAGACUUCGGUGGACAAGGAGUGUAGCUUUUCUACGCAAACCGAGCUGCUGGGUGUCACCCUUGAUACUUCCGAUCAAGGGUAUCAGGCUGUCCGGGUAGCCAAUAAGCCAGACCGUGCCAGCGCCAUAGCUGAGUCACUCGAGAUGGUCAUGCAUCAAGGGAGAGUGAGGGUGGCUGAGCUUCCUGCCCUUUUUGGCAGGCUCCAGUUUGCCGAAUCACAGCUCUUGGGAAGAUCCGGCCGUCUGGCGCUGGCUGACCUUCGCAAGCUUGAGGCUGCGAAUGCUGUGAGUGUGCCCUUAACGCCCCAUCAUCUUGAAGCCUUUGCUCUUCUCUUGCGCCGCAUGCGCUCCGGACCGCCCCGAAGCAUUUCCACAGCAGGCGAUCUUUCGCCCGUGCUUGUCUUCACCGAUGGUGCAUGCGAACCCAAGGGAGAUAAGUUCGAGUGCAGUGUGGGGGGCUUGCUAAUCGUUCCGGGCUCCCGCCCGACGAUGAAGGUCUUUGGCUGCCGAGUGCCAGAUUCAGUUGUGCAGGUGUGGGCAGAGGGAAGGAAACACAUCAUAGGGCAGACCGAGCUGUAUGCCGUGGUCCUCGCUCGAGUGCUGUGGAGUAAUGACCUGUCAAAUCGUAGGGUUGUCUACUUUAUCGACCAUUCAGGCGUGCAGGGCGCAUGCAUGACCGGGACGUCAUCCGACUCAUCCUGGAGGCAACUUCUUAUGGCCUUUGAAGUUGCAGAUGAAGCGAGGCCUUGCAUGUCCUGGUUCCAUCGAGUUCCCAGAGACACCGCGUUGUUUCCUCACUGGCACAAUCCUCGAAAGGAUGGAGUGAAAAGGGGAAAGAAGGUGCGUGAAAGUGUUCGGGACCUUGCGGAUAGUGUGCUCGCGUUGGAAGAGCGAGUAGAGUCGCUGCGCCUUGACACUGAUUCCGCUCUUCGUAGGGCUGGAGAUAACGGGAUCCAGGUGGCGUGGUGGCUGGAUCAACAUAAUCAGCUGCGUUCUUGGGUCGUCAUUAGUGUCCUUUCCCUCUUCGUCCUGCUCCUGCAGGUCGUGCGAGCACUGGCCGGGUGGUGCAUUGCAGCGCCCCCUGCGACAACCGAGUCCGUCCAAAGCUAUGAGGGUCGAGUGGCCGUCACAAAGCUUGCUGGACCAGGAACCAAGUUGGGGGCUAUCAUCCUUGAUGCAGCUGAAGAAGACGAAGAGCUUGUUCUUGAGUCGGUCCGGCCUCGCUUGCAGAUGAGCAAGUCGUUGCAGUGUUUCCGAUCACCGAGCAAGAAGCUCAUUUGCUACAUGCGGCGUGAAGGGGCACCGGUGCAUAAGAAGGUGCCACUUACUGUCGCUGAGGUGGUCUUUCUUGAGACCUUGGCCGCAUCAAGCGCAUGUGUGGAUGCCAUCAUCGCAGGUUUUGUGUGUUUCGCUCUUCACUGUCGCUUGAGAUGGUCUGACGCAAUGCGCUCAGAGGAGGAGCCAGUCCUGGAUGCGCCUGAGGGAAGGGGGUUUGUUGAGACGAGCCUUUACAGCUAUAAAACCGUAGCUGCCAUGAAGUUUCGGUUGUUGCCGGUUGUAGCCGUGCUACCGGGAAUGUCCAAGCUUGAUUGGGCGGGCAACUGGUUGCGCAACCGGAGAGACCAUAAUCUGGUGGCGAGCAGGAAUUGCCCGUUGCAGCCUGCGCCCGUGUCCACAGGGGGGUGGUCGGCAUUGCCAUUCGAGCCCAUGCAUGGGGCUAUGUGGUUGCGUGAGAAGCUGGCAGGUAUGCACGUUCCGGUGAGCCGACUUAGCGAUAUUGCAACUCACUCCCUGAAGGCAACGGUGUUGUCGUGGCUGUCGCGUGCUGCGUGCCCGCAAGACUUGCAGCGCAGGGCAGGGUAUCACAUGUCAACCUUUGAGAAGAGUGCGUUGGAGUAUGAGCGGGAUGGACAAUCAGCUGUGCUGCAUUUCAUUGAGGGCGUGUACGAGUGCAUCAUUCAUGCCAUGUUUUCCCCUGACGCAAGUCGAUCUGGUCGUUGGUCGGGAUGCAGGUCGGUUGAAGAGGGCAUGAAAAUUUUGGCAGGCGCCGUUGAUGAGGUGUUCCCACGAGCGACUGAGGGUGAUGGGGAUGCCAGUGAUUUGGAAGAUGAGUCGGAGCCCGAUGCACAAGGUGCAGAAGCUGAUUCCGAGGAUGAGCAGAUGAUGGCGGAAGUAGCUGUGCAUCAGGUCGCAAAGGCCGCGCCUAUGGCCAUGCCGGAGUGCAUAGCCUUUAGGCACUGGAUGAGUGGAGUUGUGCACUUGAGCCCUGUUGUGACUUCAGAUGACGAUGGGGAGGCAUGCGUGUUCAAGUGUGGGAGGAGGCAUGCCCUGUUUGUGCAGCUUGGGAAGGCCCGAGUGCUCGCGAGGCAAAGGUGCACGCGCAUUGGCAUCCCGGGAGCCGUUGUGAAGAAGCUUGCUACCCAUGGGUGGAACACUUAUGCUACCUUUGGCUUCUGCAUCCAGAAUCAUGCUGAUGACAAGUCGUUCGAGUCACAGGUCAUAGGACCCGUCUUGGGUACCGACCCAGCUAUGGUCACCCACGCUGCGAAGUUGCGUAGGUUGUUCAUGGAGUCCUACACUGUGUCUGCGGGCGAAAUCAAGAGACAGGCUGAGGCGUCGGAACAGGAUGCGCCGCGGAAGUUGCCACCACAAGAGAUGGCAGCCCGAAUCGAGCUGUUGGCAGCGAAGAUUGCUCCCUUGAAGAUUCAGGAUCGCCUUGAGCCAUCCCAGAACUUGGUUAGUUUGGCGUGCCAGAUGUUGGAUGAGGGUCGUGUCAAGUACAUCUCUUGGGCGCAGUGCACCACAAGGUCGCAGGAGAUCAACGCUGUCAAGGAGAUCAAUGGCCUUAAGAUUUGGCAGCCAGCCAAGGAUGGUGUCAUCAAGGAGACGCGUGUGGAGCCAGGCAUGACAGCGGCAGUGGCUACGGAGCUUGAGGUUCACCAGGCACUGCGUCGCAGAAGCAUUGCUUAUGCUGUGGCACAGGUGAUGUCCUUUGCCCGUCAUGAAGAACUGAUAGCCCUCUUGUUUGAUGAGUUGCAACGCGAGGCAAAGGCUGGUUUCCACCCCGUGUCGCUGGCUCAGCUUGCGCAAGCGGACAGAGAGAUUCACGUUCGGCUGGGCGAGGCAACCAGGGCAGGUCUGGUGAACGGACCUGGCGGUGAGCUCCCACUUGAUGUUCCGUUGACCCGUGUCUUGCAGAGCCCGGCGGUCAUGUGGUUGCUCAUGCCUCGUCUCAAGCAGGGGUCAGCGCCAGCAACCGAAGAUCCGGAGGCGGCUGAAACGCCCAAGAAGAAGAGGACUCGGAAGAACAAGAAGAAAGACCCGAAGAAGGAGGCGGAUGUUGAGACACCGCCUGCCAAGAAGCGUCGGGUUCCCAUGCCGAAGGCGCUGAUUGGCGGCACACCCGAGGAUCCUGAGGGAAACUCGCUGUGUUUCGGGUUCUCGUUGAAGACCUGUAAGGGCCAUGCCGUGUCCGUGCUUGACGAUGGGGGGGCCGAAGGGCCAAGCCUUGACGCUCAUGUGAAGCCUCCGGAGGGAGGUGAUCCGUGGGCGUCCGUGCAUCGUCAGGUCAAGCGGCCUAAGUUUGUGCAAAGGCGUUUGCAGCGUGUGCUUGAGGCUACGGGUCCAGUUUUGGUGCGCCAUGAAGCGGUUCAUAAGCCGUGCAGCCUUCAUGGUGUGGGACACUCGCCUACUGAUUGUGAUGCAGCUCAGCAUCCUGCUGAGAGACUUGCGGCCACGAUCAGCAAUCCUGACAACAAUGAUAUCCUCAGGCUGUUGAAGCUGUUACCGUCAGAGAAGCCAGCCCGAGGUGUUGAGCAGCCGAAUUCACAUUCUUUCAGCACAGGUGCUUUUUCUAAAGAUGGACGGGUCGGGGUGCGUAAUUUUCUUAAGGAGUUUCCUGUCACAUCGCGUCUCUUGACGGCUUUCGUGCGCCGACAUGCCCCGGGGCAUUGCUUUGGGGCCGUAGCGCUCUUUACCAAUCUUGAGGCAGAUUUUCACAAAGAUGUCAACAAUGAUGCAUCAUGUCACAAUUGGAUAUGCCCUCUCUCGCAUUGGGAGGCUGGCGGCGAGGUCUGGGUCGAGGACGAACAAGGCUCUUCCUGGCAAAAUGCCCGUGGUGUGUGGCGACGAGGCCGCCUUUUGCCCGUGCGACAGCACCCUGUUCUCUUGGCGUCGCAUGACUUGCACAAGGUUUUGCCAUGGAAGGGGAACCGGGUCGUGCUGGUGGCGUUCAUGCCUCGCGGUUUGUCUGGACUUGAGCCGGAACAUCAGCGCCUCAUGUCCAGUGCAGGUUUCGUGCUGCCAGGGAUUGGGCAUGCGUUGCCUCCUUUCGUGCGUGAGGGCGGAGCCCUGCAAGACGCCUUAAUCUUUUGUGGCACUGCCGGCGUUGCUGCCGCUAUGCAGGCACGAGGUUGUGAUGUCCUUGGCAUUGACAAAGACUUGCGUCCGCGCAAAGUGCGCGCACCGGCGGUGCGCCUGGACUUGUGUGAUGCGGAACAGCGUCGGCUUGUGUGGCAGGAGAUCCAACGGGCCGAUGCCGUCUGGCUGGCUCCUCCGUGUGGCACAUCGUCCCGGGCAAGAGGCAUACGUUUGCCUUCCGGGGGACCGCAACCCAAGGCCUUGAGGUCGGAGGAUUUCCCACAGGGCUUUCCAAGCUUGCGUGGCGUCAACAAAGCACGGGUGACGGCAGCGAACACUUUGUAUGCGUUUUGCGCUGAGGUCUUUGAGUAUUGCCGUCAAAACCACAAGGUAGCCGUCAUAGAGAAUCCCGAACGUUCCUUCAUGUGGCUCACUGUGUGGAUGCAGCGUGUGUUGUCCAUGGGCAGGUGGCAUGUACUACAUGCGUGCAUGUAUGGGUCCCGGCGUUUGAAGCGCACAGCCUUGCUGGCCACGCAUGAUUUGCCGUCCAUGCGCAGCCAGUGUGAUGGCGCCCAUGCACACAUGGCAUGGGGGCGAUGCAAGCAAGGCGCCGGGUGGGCUUUCGCUACGGCCGCCGAGGUGAGCUAUCCCCGGCCCAUGUGCAGUGCCGCGGCCAAUGAUUUGUGUGCUAUCCUGCGAGCCAAGGGUUCCUUGCUUGAUGGUUCAUAUGCUUCGCGCACCGCUUUGGCCACUGUUGCGUCGCAGCGUCAGCCACGACGCGAUGGCCCGCAAGUGGGACCCGAGGAGUUCCUAUCCACCGUGACUGUACAGGUGCCUGCUGAGGUCGAGGUGCCGGACUGCAUACCGGCUACUGGGUGCUUGGUGCCGGGUCUUGGGGGUGUUCCUGCUGGCUCCAAAUUACUUGCCUCACGUCGUUGCGAAGAAGGGGGGAAGGUAGUUCGUGAGGUUGUGUUUGGCAUAUACAGGACACCAGAUGCAUUUGUCAAUGAAGCUUUGAAGUGCAUACAUCCGUUUGACAAGCCGGGAGCUUUAGACAUGGACAAUGUGCAGGCUAUGGCCAAUAUCUUUCAGCAUGGGAUAGAGGGCACGAAGGCUUUUCGAGAGAGGAUGUUGGAUCACUACAGAAACAGAGCAAGGGAGCUGCAGCCCAUGGAGGAUGCGGCCAAGGGCCAAAUGCACCCCGAUGUGAAAGCAAUUAUGGGAUCCAAGCGCUUGGCGGCGCGGGUGCUCAAAAUGGUGAUGGCCCGACUGUUUUGGUUGGUGAGCACCAAUUAUUACGAUGACUACUGCCAAAUGGAACUUUCCCCGCUGAUCGAGUCGGCUUCGCAGACGGCUGAGGCGUUGCUGGAGCUCCUUGGAUGGGAGGUAGCCCGAGGCGAUAAGCUCAAGGACUUCGCGAAGUCUUUCGACAUCCUAGGGGUGACUGUCAGGUUCGAUAGAGCUUGUGAGGGCAUCGUAGAGGUGUGCAACAAGGCUGGAAGGAUUGAAGAGCUCACGAGUGCGUUGCAAAACCUUGCGAGUGGGGCCUGUGGUCACAGUGAGCUGGCAUCGUUCAAAGGGCGCAUGUUGUUCGCUACCAACCAUGUGUACGGAAGGUGUGCGCAAAUAUGCACCCAACUCAUCAGCCAGGCCCAAAGAUCCGGUGAUGUUGCGGUGGCCCGGGAAGCCAUACUGGAUGCAGCGCGCUUGGCGUUGGAUACCUUGCGAGCAUCGGGCCCGCGACGGCUGUCGUGUUGGGCUCAUGAACCGCCCGUGCUCAUCUUUUCUGAUGGUGCCCAUGAAGAUCAAAUUGUGACACAUGGAGCCGUGCUCUUUGACCCACUUACAGGGAGACAAGAGUUCUUUGGUGAUUUUGUACCAGAGUGGCUAGUGAAGCGGUGGAGGUCUAAGGGCUUAAAGCAGUUGAUCUUUUUCGCUGAGUUGCUACCUGUGGCAGUUGCCAAGGCGACCUGGGCACAUGUGCUCGAAGGUCGGCUCUGUUUCUUCUUCGUGGACAAUGAAGCCGCGAGAGCUAGCUUGAUCAGAUCCUUCACACCUGUGAUCAAUGCAACUUCCAUCCUGAUGGAUGUGGCUUUGGCAGAUGUCAAGUCUAAUGCAAUAUCCUGGUACUCGCGCGUUCCAUCAAAGAGCAACAUAGCAGAUGCAGGACACUCAUGA
Messenger RNA from Symbiodinium natans, 12219 nucleotides. NCBI's taxonomy places the organism in Eukaryota, Dinophyceae, Suessiales, Symbiodiniaceae. The record is from the annotation of a GenBank genome assembly.